Messenger RNA from Solenopsis invicta (red fire ant), 927 nucleotides. RefSeq lists its product as uncharacterized. The transcript has a single exon. Gene Ontology annotation, molecular function: nucleic acid binding. The record is from RefSeq and is a predicted model, not a curated record. Lineage: Eukaryota; Metazoa; Arthropoda; Insecta; Hymenoptera; Formicidae. Bases 1 to 927 code for a protein of 308 amino acids. Gene Ontology annotation, biological process: DNA integration.
AUGGGUGAUUUACCGUCAACACGUACUACAACAAGUAGGCCAUUUUUAAAUGUAGGAAUCGACUACGGCGGGCCCUUUGUUAUAAAAAUUUCGCGAAACAAAACCGACAAGGCUUAUAUGUGUAUUUUUGUAUGUUUUUCGACUCGAGUGGUACAUUUAGAGUUAGUUGUAGAUUUAAGUACAGCAGCAUUCAUGAGAGUCUUACAAAGAUUUAUAGCUCGUCGGGGCAAAUGCGCAAGUAUAUAUUCGGAUAAUGCGAAGAACUUCGUAGGAGCAAACAACGAGUUGCGAGAAGUUGCUAUGUUACGGAAUCCAGAGCAUCACGCGAAGAUUUCAGAUUUUGUAGCUGAAAAUUCUAUUAAAUGGAUUUUCAUUCCCCCUCACUCCCCACACAUGGGAGGUUUUUGGGAGGCGUCUAUCAAAUCUGCAAAGGUUCACUUACGGAAAAUAAUUGGAACCACAUCACUUAGCUAUGAAGAAUUAUAUACUAUACUGGUACAAAUUGAAGCAUGCCUAAACUCGAAACCUCUGUGUCCGAUAUCCGACGAUGGCACAGAUUUGGCUGUUCUGACUCCAGGUCAUUUUAUAAUUAGAGUACCUUUGACGUCGCCUCCAGAAUUGGAUGUAUCCAACACGCCAAUUAACCAUUUAACCAGACAUCAAUUGUUAAUCCAGAUACGACAACAUUUUUGGACUAGAUGGUUCAAAGAGUAUUUAACUCAACUUCAGCAACGCCAAAAGUGGACACAUACGAAGGUCGACAUAAAGGUGGGCACAAUGGUAGUGCUACGAGAUGACAACACAUCUCCUUUGCAGUGGCGUCUAGGAAGAGUUAUCGACGUACACCCUGGAAAGGAUGGACUAAUUCGGAUAGUUGAUGUAAAAACAGCGAACGGAAUAUUACAGCGCAGCAUUCCAAAAAUCUGA